AUGGAGAUGACUGGAUUGGAUAUUGAACAGGAUCAUAUUUUGGAAAUUGCAGUAAUCAUCACAGAUGGUCAAUUAAACACCAUUUCUGAGAUGGAUUCUCUGGUCAUUCAUCAAGAAGAUUCAGUUCUCAAUUCCAUGAAUGAUUGGUGUAAGGAACAUCAUGGACAAAGUGGUUUAACACAACGUGUGCGAGAAUCUCAACAAUCGGUUCAACAAGUGGAAGAAUUAGUUCUUGAAUUUGUAAAGAAGUAUGUGGAUAAGCCAAGAUGGGCACCAUUGGGUGGAAAUAGUGUGUACAUGGAUCGAUUAUUUAUGAAAAAGGAAAUGAAAAAGCUGGAUGAAUAUCUUCAUUAUAGAAUUAUUGAUGUUUCUACUAUUAAAGAAUUAGCAAGACGAUGGGCGCCUCAAGUGUUCGAUAAGGUCGUGAAAAAGAAUUCUCAUCGAGCUUUGGAUGAUAUUAAGGAAUCGAUUGAGGAAUUGAAAUUGUAUAGAAAGCAUCUUUUUCACCUGGAAUAA
This is a messenger RNA of Naegleria fowleri, 516 nucleotides long. RefSeq lists its product as uncharacterized. Bases 1 to 516 code for a protein of 171 amino acids. The transcript has 4 exons. NCBI's taxonomy places the organism in Eukaryota, Heterolobosea, Eutetramitea, Acrasida, Naegleriidae. The record is from RefSeq and is a predicted model, not a curated record. Gene Ontology annotation, molecular function: nucleic acid binding; 3'-5'-RNA exonuclease activity. Gene Ontology annotation, cellular component: mitochondrion.